Molecule: messenger RNA, 2501 nt
Organism: Phodopus roborovskii (desert hamster)
Lineage: Eukaryota; Metazoa; Chordata; Mammalia; Rodentia; Cricetidae
Gene: Vps37b
Product: VPS37B subunit of ESCRT-I
Exons: 4
Coding region: 66-923 (285 amino acids)
Biological process (GO): protein targeting to membrane; protein targeting to vacuole; ubiquitin-dependent protein catabolic process via the multivesicular body sorting pathway
Cellular component (GO): ESCRT I complex
Source: RefSeq, a predicted model, not a curated record
UCCGGUCGGUGGAGCCUGGCGGCCCGAGUGGCGGCGGCGGCGGCGGCGGGCGGCCGAGUGGCGGGAUGGCGGGCGCCGCGAGCGAGUCGCGCUUCGCGGGGCUGUCGCUAAUGCAGCUGCACGAACUGCUGGAGGACGACGCGCAGCUCGGCGAGAUGGUGCGGGGCAUGGAGGAGACGCAGACUGUUCAGCUGAACAAAGAGAUGACACUGGCUAGCAACCGGAGCCUGGCCGAGGAAAACCUUCUGUACCAGCCCCAACUGGAUGCUCGGAAAGCUCGCCUAACCCAAAAAUAUCAAGAACUCCAGGUUCUCUUUGAGGCCUAUCAGAUAAAGAAGACCAAGCUAGAUAAACAGUCAAACAGUGCUUCCUUGGAGACUCUGUUAGCACUUCUUCAAGCAGAAGGGGCCAAGAUUGAGGAAGACACUGAGAACAUGGCAGAGAAGUUUCUGGAUGGAGAGCUUCCUCUGGAUGCCUUCAUCGAUGUCUACCAGAGCAAGCGGAAGCUGGCACACAUGCGUCGUGUGAAAGUGGAGAAGCUCCAGGAGAUGGUGCUGAAGGGACAGAGACUCCCACAGGCCGGGGCCCCAGUGCUACCCAGGGUGCCCGAGCCAGUAACUGCCACCCCCCUGUCCUAUCCCCCUCUGGAGGCCACUGGGCUCCCUUGUGUUGUGCCUCGGCGCAUUCCUCCACCUCCGCCCCCAGCACCUGCGGGACACAUAGCCACCCCGUUCACUGCUGCCAUGGGCUCAGGACAGGCUUCUCCAUACCCAGGAUUGCAGUGCCCACCUCUGCCCCCCAGGGUGGGCCUCCCCUCUCAGCAAGGAUUCUCUGCACAGUUGGUGUCACCAUACCCGCCAGCCCUGCCCCAGAGACCCCCUCCACGGCUGGCCCCGCACCAACCAGGCUUCAUCCUCCAGUGAACUCCUGUGUCUUCUUCCUGCAAGACACUGCCUGCUGUGCCAAGCUCUGCAAAGGGAUUGAGCAUCGGGGCCAAUGGCUUGGGUGCCCUGGGCCAGUGUGUCUAUCUGAUUUUAGAACUGUAGGUCCACGGUGAGUAAUAGAGAGUGAGUUUUGUGGACCAAGGGAGCUCUGUUCGUGCCAGGCCAGAGUUUGGCACGCCUGCUGUCCCAUCAGUCUGUGUUCUGGGUGUGAUUUCUAAGUAACUAGUGUUGAUGGACUUGUGCAUUUGGGGAGAUAACCCCCCACUCCAAUUCAGAAUCACAGCCCUCACGUUGCAGCUUUAUUUAAAAAGCAUGGUUAAUUAUAUGUUUUCAAGUCCUGGUCCACCAGCUCCUGUGGCGCUGGUAAAGGCUGGUUUAUACUGGCCAGCCUGGAACGUACACCCACGGCCAGGCCUUGCUGCUGGGCAGCUGUGCUGUUAAUUUAGUCUGUGCUGGGCAGGUCAUUAGUCACCCUUCCCUCUCUACAUACUGGAUGCUUUCUUGGUUCAAAACCAUGAGCAGAGUUUGCACUUGGCUGCUGUGCAGAGGCCAGGAGAGCUGUGGCUCUGGGUGUGAGUCUGAGUGUGAGGCCAGUGUGAGCCGGACUUUGCACAGUUCAGUCCUCCGCCCUCACCUCACAUCUCAGCCUCAUGACGGUUUCUGUGAGGAAAAAAAAUACUCAGUGUUUUUACUACACUUGUAAUUUUCCUGUUUUAUAUUUGAAAAGAAAACUUUUUUGACAUUCUCAAGACCAUUCAGGGAAACUUUUUUAAAAACACAGAUACUGUUUCGAGCUGGUUAAAAACACAGAUUUAUUGCGUACCGCUUCCUGUCAGGCGAGCAGUACAUGGUCACAUCUGUCAGUGCCCAUGCUGUGCCUUAGCUUCACUCGGUGCCAGGAUUCAGGCGCCUGCAGUGGGCCAGCCGUGGCUGCCCUGUUGGGCCUCAUUGCGUUGUGGUAGGUCAGAGGCCGGUCAUCUUCACUCUGGGGCAGUGUUCGGUGCUGCAAGUGUUGGCCAAGGGCGCGGAAGGGAUUUGGGGAAACCCCUCAUAGGGUUGGUGGGUUCCUCUCUGGGGUCUCAUCUGCAGGUGCCACAUGCAGAGUUCCCAGGGCCCAGCUGGGAGAGGGCAAUAACCACACCUGUUCCAGAAGAGGGCCGUGUACUUGCUGGUAGACCUUAGAGCCCUCUCUCACCCUGCCAGCUGGCUGCAGCCCAAGGUGACAGAGUCAAGGCAGAGCUGGUUAGAGAGCCUGUCCCUGGCAGGGCCACCAGCCUUUGUCCCCAAGUCCUGUACUCCUGCUCAUGGACUUGGACUCUACCCCACUGGAUCUAUUCUGUAACGUGACAAAGCUGUAUGUGCCACCUUAACACCUCUGCUGCCAGCUGCCAUCAGGAAUGCCCACUGCCCAGCCAUGGGCUGCAGCCACAUGGGUGCUCCAGGUGGAUGUGGUGAAGGGGCUGCCAGGCUGACCUUGCCAGCACUGCCUAGAGCCAUAGCUGGCACUGGGGUUGUAAAGCUGUAGAACUCUUAAUAAAUUGAGAAUUAUUAAUUUCA